AUGUCUGAAGAUGCUUUAUUGGAAGAGGACAUUUGGGAGUACAAAUCCAUUAGGAAGCAAAAGCAUCAGAGUAACUCAGAGAGCAUCUCGACACCUGUGCAGAAAGUAAGUGAUGGCAAGUCUAGGCCAAAAAGAAAGAGAAAUAGCAAUAAAAAAUCCGUAGAAAAAACUGAUACACCUCAGAAAACCGAGCAGAGAUCAAGGCUAAAUCAGGAUGUGGAUCAAGGUAAAGAUGACAGCAGUGUGCACUCCCAGGAAAGCGUGAGUAGCCUGACAGAACAGAGCUCACAAAAUGCAAAGCCCAUCCAUGAUGGAUACUGUCCAAGCUGCCAGAUGCCUUUCUCUUUGCUAUUGGUCCAGACACCUCGAUGGCACGUUUCAGAAUGUUUGGAUACUCCAGGAUCCAUUGAAAAAGAGUGUCCUGAUGGUUUACUGUGCACUUCCACCAUUCCAUCCCACUACAAGCGUUAUAGCCAUUUUCUGCUUGCAGCGAGCAGGGCAGGAGAUUAUAUUGUAAACUCUUCAGCAAACACUUUGGAGGGGAAGAUGACAUGUUCUACUACUGCAAAGCCCAGCUGUUCUCCAAGUCACGUAAAUGAAAUGUCACAGAAUGCGAAACCAUCUAAUAAUGUAAAAAAUGUCCUGAAUGAUGGCGGUACAUUGGUGAUACAGAGUUCGCAGCACAUGAAGUCUCUAAAUACAAUCACUGAAAGUAGUUCCUGUUUUGGAGAUGUUCAGAAGCCUCAACAGACAUUGCAACUUACACAGACCACAGAUAAUAGUUUUAAAUUUGAAUUCUUUGACUUUGCAUCCUCUCAAGAAGGUCAAACAGAAGAUCUGUGUAGUCAGAAAGAUACGAAUCAGCCAAGUCUACUACAGUCAAAAGUGGACUUCAGUGACUGUGAAAUUUCUUACUCUCCACUGAGUAUUUUUGAGGAAAGUGAAGAGGAAACUGAGCAAGAGGAGAAAAAAGUAAAAAUAUCACAAAAUAAAUUAUUCAAAGUCCAGAACUUAGAAGAUAAAGAGUUUAAUUCUGCAAUGUUUAAAACAUUUGGUGGACAUCCAUUACAGCAGAAGCUUCAGGGUGAACAUACCAAAGUAGGAAAUUUCAUAAUUAAAAAAACCCAGUGUGAGGAAAUAAAUGCAUUGCACCAUCUAGAUCACAGUGUAAAAACUGUUUCUCAGAGUUACAUGAACAGCAAGUUCUGUAAUUCAACAUGUGUACAUAAUCAGUGUCAGCAAGAGGCACUAACCAGUGGAUCCUCCUUUCCGUGUAAUUGCAAGGAGGUUGAACAGCUGGAAUUGAUUUCCUCUGCUGCUAAAGCAGGUAACACGGAGUCAGCAGGUACUGAUGCUUGUGUUUUGAAUUCUGUGUAUGUGAGUUUUACUGAGACAUCAUCACCACUGCUAGUCAGAGAAGGUGCUGGAUCUCUUCUGACACAGAAAAGUAGUGUUUUGAGGGACUCGGGUAACAUUUUAACUAAUAAAGAUAAAAUGACUGCCAAUGCAAUUGAAAAAUCAGCUUGCCAGGAGAGUUUGCAGUCAGUAGUGGAGAAAGAAGGAAAUCUUAAUACAGCUGCUGCAUGCUUUCCCAGACCCACCUCUAAAACUUCUCUUUCUUUAGCAAGUAUGAAUUCUAAAUCUAGUUCUGCCAAAGAACUCAAACAAAUGGACAUUGGUGUUUUCUUUGGGUUAAAACCCAAAGUAAAAGAGGAGAGCAAAGGAGAGACAUGUUUGAGUGAGGGAAAGCAGAAAUCAAGUUCAGUAAGUCCCAAAGGGAAGAGGCCCAGACAACAAAAAAGGAAAGCUGAGGGGUCUGUGGAAGAUGUAGAAGCAGUUCAAGUUCAAGGAGAAAGUUCAAGUAAAAAUGAAGCCUUUGCAGAUGUACGUUCUGGUGGCCGACAAAGGUGGAGAAAAAAAAUUAAAGGAUUGUCUUCACCUACAAGUGAAGGAAAAAGAAAAAAACAGUGUCCUUUCUACAAGAAAAUACCAGGAACUGGUUUUGCAGUUGAUGCCUUCCAAUAUGGAGAAAUAGAAGGCUGUACGGCUUAUUUCCUUACUCAUUUUCACUCUGAUCAUUAUUGUGGGCUAACAAAAAAAUUCACGUUUCCAGUCUAUUGUAAUAAGAUAACUGGCAAUCUGGUGAAGAGCAAACUUCGAGUCCAAGAGCAGUACAUCCAUGUGUUGCCGAUGGAAACAGAAUGUAUAGUGAAUGGGAUCAAAGUGUUGCUGCUUGAUGCCAAUCAUUGUCCAGGUGCUACAAUGAUCCUUUUCUGUCUACCUGGUGGAACUGUUAUCCUGCACACAGGAGACUUCAGGGCAGAUCCUUCUAUGGAGCGCUACCCUGCUCUGAUGGGUCAACAUGUCCAUACCCUUUACCUUGAUACCACAUACUGUAGUCCUGAAUACACUUUUCCCUCUCAACAAGAGGUUAUCCAGUUUGCUGUCAAUACUGCCUUUGAGACAGUGACUUUAAACCCGCGCACUCUAGUUGUCUGUGGUACCUACUCCAUCGGAAAAGAAAAGGUUUUUUUAGCAAUUGCUGAAGUUCUGGGCUCAAAAGCAAGUAUGUCCCGUGAUAAGUACAAAAUACUGCAGUGCUUGGAGUCAGCAGCAGUUAAUUCCCUCAUCAGUGUGGACUGGAAUGGUACUUUGCUUCACGUUCUCCCCAUGAUGCAAAUUAAUUUUAAGGCAUUACAAGAUCACCUGAACAAGUUUUCUCAGAAUUUUGAUCAAGUUCUGGCUUUCAAACCUACUGGGUGGACCUACUCCAAUUCAUGCCGUUCUCUGGUGGAUAUCAAACCUCAGAAGAGAGGAAAGAUCACCAUAUACGGGAUUCCUUACAGCGAACACAGCAGUUACCUGGAAAUGAAGCGUUUUGUUCAAUGGUUGAAGCCACAGAAAAUCAUCCCCACCGUAAAUGUUGGUGACUGGAGAGCCAGAAACUUUAUGGAGAAGCAUUUUAGAGACUGGAUGAUUGAGGGCAGUGGCCAUAAAUAA
Mesitornis unicolor (brown roatelo) is the source of this 3000-nucleotide messenger RNA. It is a transcript of the gene DCLRE1A, whose product is annotated as DNA cross-link repair 1A. Gene Ontology annotation, biological process: protection from non-homologous end joining at telomere; double-strand break repair via nonhomologous end joining; interstrand cross-link repair. Bases 1 to 3000 code for a protein of 999 amino acids. The record is from RefSeq and is a predicted model, not a curated record. NCBI's taxonomy places the organism in Eukaryota, Metazoa, Chordata, Aves, Mesitornithiformes, Mesitornithidae. Gene Ontology annotation, molecular function: damaged DNA binding; 5'-3' DNA exonuclease activity. The transcript is spliced from 9 exons.